CAGAGGCUAAGAUAACAAAUAUUUUGACAGUUAUUUAAAGUUUGUGCUAAUGUUAAAAUAGCACAUAAAAUUGUGCGAUGUGUAUCUCAUAAACGUGACUUUUUUUUGUUAACAAUGGAUUACAAAUUCAUCUUAAGGAUAUGUUUUAUAACUUUGUGUUUUAUUGGAUUAGUUUGUUAUGCACAAGACACUUUUUACUUUAGUCAAACGCCAAAGGACAAAUCAGUGGUUGAAGGAACGGAAACCGUUCUUUUGUGUGAUGUUAAUAAUCGUAGACACAUUAUAUUUGACUGGAUUCAAAGUGGAAAACCAGUAACUAAUACGAGUAGAAGAUUUCAGGAAGGGAGUUACCUUCGUAUUUUACGUGUUACCAGAGAUGAAGAUGCUGGACCAUUUCAGUGUAUUGCUACAAACAUUACAUCUGGAUUUUCACUACAGAGUCGAGAAGCUACACUUAAUAUUCAAUGGAUUGAUCAAAAAGCAACUGUAGAAUUAAAGAGACCAAAGAAAGAGAAUAUAACAUUAGGAUCCGAAAUACUUUUAAAAUGUCAGAUUACUGGAAAUCCUGAGCCUACCUUUCUGUGGUACCAUAACAAAUUCAGACUAUUUAACACAGACAGAAUAAAGAUUGUAGAUGGUGGCAAUAAAGUGAGGAUUAGUAAUAUCAAUGCUGAGGACAAUGGUAUAUACUCUUGUCGAUCAGAAAAUGUAGCAGGGGCCAUUGACAGUACUGGUGACUUCUUGCUCAAUAAACCUGCACCUGGUACCCCACACUUGAUAGAGGACAAAUUCACAAGGUCGUUGCUAGUCAUGAAGAAUGAUCCAGCUUGGUUAGAUUGUCCAUUUGUUAAUGCACACAGAAUUGACUGGUUUUCUACACAUGAAAAGAUUACAAACAACACAAGGCAUACAGUUUACCCAAAUGGAACUUUGUAUUUUCCUCGUGUACGUCCAGCUGAUGAGGGCAGCUACAGAUGUGAGGGUUUAGGAAGUAGUCGAGACAUUCCAGCACAGACAUUUACAUCUGAGUUGAUGUUGACUAUGUUAGAAGACUUUAGAAUGGAUUCAUUUGAGCCAAGAUUAAUACCAAACUUUCCCAUUGUUGUACCAAUACAUAAGCCAUUUACACUCAAAGUGUUCCAGCCAUAUGGCCAGCCAAAGCCAUCUAUCAGUUGGUUUGACAGAAAUGGAGACAAGAUAGGUACAACAGGAAACAUAUAUGUAGAUGGAAACAACCUAGUAUUUAAACACCCUGCACAGAUAGAUACUGGAAACUAUACAUGCAGAGCUUCAAAUCUAGCUGGAAUUAAGGAUCAAACCGUUUGGACCAUAGUUUCUGUACCUCCAGUAAUUACGAGACCACCGCAGGAUAAGGAAGUGGAAGAAGACGGCAAUGUGGAUUUACAAUGUCAGGUGGAAGCAGAUACUGCUUAUCCUAUUACGAGAGUCAUAUGGAUGAAAAAUGGUCUUCUCAUUAGUUCUGGGUCAUCAAGACAUCACAUGGAUCUUGAACGUGGCAUUCUAAGGAUACCUAUUGUAUCAAUUGAUGAUGCUGGUACCUAUGCUUGUGUAGCCAACACAACUGGUCAAGAUCUUGUUAUAUCGAGUGAAGCAUAUCUGAGAGUAACUAAAAAAUUAAAAUUCCAUCCUGUUCCACAAGACUCAAACAUUGAACUCCACAAAAAUGCAUCUUUACCAUGUAAAGCUGAAGGUGAUGGUCAGGUCAAGGUUCGCUGGUUUAAAGAUAGAAGUAUUAACAUUGCUGAACACAUUACAAACAUUGAUGGCACUUUGACCUUCCUGGAUGUGCAGAGGUCAGAUGCAGGCAGAUAUACAUGUAUGGCUUACACAGAUAAACAGGGAUCAAUAAAUUCUACCAUUAAUAUAGAUGUUGUUGUGAGACCAAAAUUCAGAGUUGUUCCAAUAAAUACAACAGUGUUAGAGGGACAAUCAGCCAUGAUACAUUGUGUAGCUAUUGGAGAACCCAAACCAAUGAUUUUUUGGGACAAAAACUUUUAUCAGAAUAGUUUUGAUCCAAGUAGAAUACAGAAAUUGAGCAAUGGAACGUUACAUUUUACCAAAGUUUAUAUGGAAGAUAAAGGGAGAUAUGGUUGUACGGCUAAUAAUACUGCAGGGAAUGUACGCAUGGAGGCAAAUUUAAAUGUAGCAAGUGCUUCUGAGUUUGGAAAGGAGGGGGUUGAAGAGGAAGAAGGAAUAGAUAUGGUGAAGACCAUUAUAAUUGCUGUGUGUAGUGCAGGGGCUUACUUUGCACUUGUCAUAGCACUUACAGCAUACUUUAGCUACAGAUUGUUUAUGAGGAGGAAAAGAUUUGCUAAAUCUAUGGUUAAAUCAGAGAAUGGUGACACCAACAGAGAACAGCAUGAACUGUUAGUAAAAGAUCGUGACAGUGAAUCCCGUGGACAGUUACGUAGUGACAGUGACAACAGAUCACAUGUGUCAGGAAUGAGUUCACAUCCCUCUCAUUCAUCACAAUCACAAUCAACAACAUCACAGUCACAAUCACAAAGAAGUCGAAGAGGAAGCUAUGACAGACUUGUAUUUCCUAGACAUGAUCUGGCAACUAUUGGCAUGCUUGGUAAAGGACUGUUUGGUGAUGUAUUCUUAGCAAAAGCCAGAGGCAUUAAAGAUUAUGAACCAGAAACACUGGUUGUUGUUAAAUCACUGCUUGUUAAAGAUGAACAUUUAUACUAUGAAUUCAAACAAGAGUUAGACAUGUACUCCAAGCUAGAUCAUCCAUGUAUAGCCAAGAUAUUAGGAGUGUGUAAAGAGAUAGAACCACAGUUUGUUAUCACAGAGUAUUGUGAUUGGGGUGAUUUGAAACAGUUCUUAUAUGCAACGAGAGGUGGACUCAAUGGACAGUUUCCUCGUGUACCACCUUUAACUGCUGUACAAAAGACAAACAUGUGCCACCAGGUGGCAUCUGGACUGGAACAUUUAUCGAAUCAUCGCUAUAUUCAUAGAGACAUAGCAUCUAGAAAUGUGCUGCUGACAUCUCGCCUUGAACUAAAAAUAACCAGUUUAUCAUUGUGUCGAGAUGCAUAUGCAGGAGAAUAUUACCCCUAUGCUCAGAAUCUUAUUCCUCUACGAUGGAUGCCUCCUGAAGCAGUUUUCGAUGGAGAAUUUUCAGUUAAAAGUGACAUUUGGGCUUUUGGUAUUUUUGUUUGGGAAGUCUUUCAUCUUGGAGAUCUGCCUUAUACUUCACUUACAGAUGAUGAAGUGUUGAAACAUCUAAAAAUAGAAGAUUUAAAAUUGACAAUGGUGGACCUUUGUCCACAGGAGAUUAUUGACCUAAUUACAAAAUGUACUGCCGUAUGUCCAAAGGAAAGACCUUUAUUUAGUGAAAUCUGUUCAUUCUUUGGGGAAUACAUUUUAAAACUACAAUCAACUGCUCCUGUCUAACUGAAAUCCAUGUCUGUUUUAGAGAGAGUAUUUAUUUUGUGUAUAUAUUUUUACAUUAUACAUUUUCAUAUAUAUAUAUAACUGUUCUGCAGUGCAGUGCAGAAUUCUACAAGUAAUUGAAAAUCUACAAAUUUUUAUUUAUCAUUGUUCAAUGAAUUAAUCAUUGUCUGAAUGAUAUAUGUUGGAAAUAUGAGGGAAUUGAAUGUAAAGUACUUGAGAAAAUUGUGAUUUUUAUAAAUAAGCUGUAUGUUGAUAUAGUCCUCAAAAUUUUAUUUUCUGUGUAUUUAUAUAUGGCUACAAAUACUUAAAAAGACACUUGUCUAAUGAAAUGGUUAAUGUUUUGUAAUAGGAAUUGUAAAGUAUGUAACUGUAUUUGAAACACCCCAUCGAUGAUAUACACCUGAUUGUUUGUUGAUUUAUACUUUUAACUUUCGUUAUUCUUACACAUUUACAGCUAUUGACAAAUUUUAAAAAUUAAAGGCUGUUACAUAAAUUAAAUUUUACCAAAUAGUCCCUCUACAAAGAAGUGAGUGAGAUGAAAGGAAAUAUUAUUUGAUGUAAUACUUCAGGCUUUAGGUCCAUUUUGUAAACAUUGUAAAAUAUAUGAUAUUGAGUUACUAUUUAUAGUGUUAUUUCCUGAAAACUGGGCAAUAUUGUUCCAGGUAGAAUAUGAUAUAAAAUGAAUAAUGGGAAAGAUUAUUCCAGGUAGAGUGUGAUAUUGCCUGAAUAAUAAUGGGUUUUAUUGUCCCAAGUUUCUCAGAAUAAUCAUUUUAUCAAUUUUCAAGGAGUACAAGGUACCAUUUUGUGUGCUUUGCUUGCAUUAUUUCUUGUUUAUUAUUUUGUUUGUUGUUUGUAUAAACCAAAAUCAUAAGCAAUAUUUUCCAAAAAAGAAUUCCCCAUUAUUCUUUAAAUUGCCUGAAAUUUUGUCUACAUUUGUUGAAUGUAUUAGAAACACACUAAAGUUGACCAAAGCUGUUGUUAGAAAAUAAAAAAAAAAUGAAAUAAAUUUGAUGCUAUAAAGUACUGUAUAUAUGUUUAGGAACCAUGUUGUUAUUGUUAAAGUGAUACAGACUUUAACAGAUUCUGAAAAAAACUGUUUAUUUUUUAACGAGAAUCAAUAAUUGUUUCUGCUUUGUUUUCCUUAAAUAUCGUUUAUUUUUAUUAUUUUUUUAAAGAUGACAGUUUUAGCAGUUUGACUGCAAAUAAAAACUGGACAUCCAAGCAGUUUAACUGCACUUAAAAUGAUUUUUACUAGCAGUGUGUUUGCUUAUAAGUGACUCAUGUGAAGAUAAAGUAAUAAACAGUCACUUUGAUACUUAUUAUGUAUAAUUCUUAAAACUUAUAGCUACAAAGUAGUGAAUGCCUCAUGAAAAAGAUAGCAGUUAAACUUAGUAGAAAUACCAAAAAAAAUGUACCAAGAAAGCAGCACUUAUAUGUACAGACAUUUAAACAUAUUAACUAUUUAUUAAUGUUUAUUGUAAAAGAAGUGAAAAUUCUACAAAAGAUUGAAAGUAGAAAUGGUAUACAUUAUGAAAAUACCUGAAUAUGUUUUUAGAAUUAGAUUUACAUAAAAUGAGUGAAAAUCUGAUAUUUUAAAGGAAAACUAAACCAGAAACAAAUGAAUAUAUUAGAAAGGACAACCAAGUUGUCUAGAGUGAUAAUAUUGUACUGUGUUUUAGUGUUUAUAGAUUUGUCAUUGUGUAGUUGAUAUAGAUGUGUGAAUGAAAUCAAGAUUUGUUAGUAUGCAUGUCAUGUUGUGCAAGUAUAAGCAGGGGAGGUAAUUCAGAUUUGUUAGAUUCAUUUUAUGUGACUUCAUUUUUCAAUUCAACUCAUAUAAGGAUGAUACAAUCAUAUACUUGUAUGUUCAUACAGAAAUCUAUCAUUUUGUGUAAAAAAAACUUUGCAUUCCAUUAAGGUUUUCAUAUUUUCUUCAAUUUCAAUCAAUCAUAUUACAGAUUUUGUUUAACCUAAAAAUAUUAACUGUCUUUAUGACAGAAGAGAAAGUUUACAGAUUAUUUGAGAUAAGAAUUCACUCUCUUAUCAUGUAUUAUCUCUGAAGAUUUUCACAUGUUACAUAACAAUGAAUAUGAUUAUAAAACACAUCAUGAUUUUGGCUUUCAACUGAAUUAAAAGAGAAGGUCUUUUCAUACAGUUAGAUUUAUUGACUGCCAAAGUAUUUUUAUGACAAUCACACAUAUCAAGGUAUUAAACAUAAGAGUAAACAAGCACUUUGAUUUAUUGUACCAUUAUAUAAUAGUACUAUUGAGUUAAUCAAAUCCCAUGUAUAUUUCUUUCAUUUCUGACCUUCAAAAAUUUAUAGGUCAUAUUUUUGACAACAUAAAUUAUCUGAUAAAAUCAAACUAUUCUGCUGUCCCUUGUUUGUGAUAUGUUUUGAUUAAGUCAAUGCAUUUCGCUGUCAUUAUAUGGGUUUAGCAUGUCAUAAGUGACUUGAAUUCAGAAAGAUUCAUUUGUUCCUGUUUGCUUAGAUGCCCACUGGUUAGUCUUGUUACAAAAUGAAUGGUAAAUUGAGUCAAAAAUUUUAUUCUUCCAUUUAAUUGAUAACACAGUAUAAAUAAGUUUGUUGUUAAUCCAAACUUACCAAAAAGAGAUAUAAGUUAUCUAUUAUAACAUGAUCUUCUGCACUCUGAAAUGAAAUAAAUGAACUGUUUGGUGAAUUAUCCAUUCAAUUCAAAGGUUUAAUGUUAAAGAUUAUAAAAUAUAAAUUACAGCUAACCUUUAUAAAUGUGUAAUAAGUAUAUAGUUUGUUCGGUGGAUCAUUUUUGCCAUUGUUUACAAGGAUACAAAUAGAGUUUAGUUUGACUAAAAUUGUUUCUAUAUUUAAUAUAGCUAGUCCUGCAUUUAUGGUCACCAAACAACUGUGAAUUCUUUGUACAAACUACACACUUAAAUAGUCUAGCUUUUCAUACAAAUGAUGAAAUGGUGUUGCAUUAUUGUGAAAUACUACUUCCAAAGAAACAUAUAAUUAAUUUAUGUAUAUUUUAUAACCUAUUACUAAGAUAUUCAUAUUUUAUUUCCUACAAAAACAGCAUAAUUUGCAUAAGUCCCUGAAUUAACUGGUUGACAAAUCUUUAGUGAGAUAGAGAGUGUGAUAUAUGGUGCUGAAGUUUUAUCAGAACUCUAUGUAUGUAUGUGUCUUAAUCUAUGCAAUUAGAUUAAUAAAGCUUAUUUAAAUUAUAA
Molecule: messenger RNA, 6618 nt
Organism: Mytilus californianus (California mussel)
Lineage: Eukaryota; Metazoa; Mollusca; Bivalvia; Mytilida; Mytilidae
Product: inactive tyrosine-protein kinase 7-like
Exons: 17
Coding region: 115-3420 (1101 amino acids)
Biological process (GO): axon guidance; dendrite self-avoidance; homophilic cell-cell adhesion
Cellular component (GO): axon; plasma membrane
Molecular function (GO): ATP binding; protein tyrosine kinase activity; cell-cell adhesion mediator activity
Source: RefSeq, a predicted model, not a curated record